AUGUGCAUCAGAUCAAUUGUGAAGCUAAAUCUACGUCGGGACGUGGAAGCUGAUUUUACGCUAGUGAACUGUGUUCGACCGGCGGAUGGUACUUCCAAAUUUUACCAUCUUGGCUAUCGAAGUUUGGUAUCGGAUAAAAGCGGAUUCUUUGUUUGUUGUUGCAUCCACAUCCCGCAAAUAUUUUCCUGCAUAUGCGAACAUCAUGGACAGUUUGAUGACUUAUGUGUACUUUUUCGAAUCCAGUUCUUCCAGGAAGAUACAGCUGUGUUCGGGAAGCCUCCUGGUAAUAACAACGAAGAGGUAACCCAGUGA
Gongylonema pulchrum is the source of this 312-nucleotide messenger RNA. The record is from the annotation of a GenBank genome assembly. Lineage: Eukaryota; Metazoa; Nematoda; Chromadorea; Rhabditida; Gongylonematidae.